GUAUAAGAGUAAACCUGCUGAUGACUACGAAGAUCCCAAAGAUGUUCAAGCCAUCAAAGAGGCUCAGGUGUUUAUGGGAGACUUCAAUCUGAAGACAGCCGCAGACUAUAAGAUACCCGAGCACAUGAGAAUAAAUGCUGCCAAGAAAGAAGAAGAACUGGGACAGCUAGACUCUAUGACCCAUUCAAAGAAAAUGUACUUGAACAAGUCCAUCCUCUCACUUCGAGAUCUUAAAGUGGCUGUCAUCGAGGAGAUACAGUGCCUGGUACAAGAGAUGAAGAACAUUCAGUCAACUCUUCACGCAUCCAAGCGCAUCUCCAUUCCGAAAAUCCCUCAGAUACACCCGGAAGAAGUUCCUGAAAAGAGAUUUCAGUAUGAUGAGGAAAUUCUCCUCGAUUUUAAGCAACAGCUGAUGAAAAAUGAGGAUACAAAGGCGCCCCUAGUGGAACAGGCGGGGCCGGUAGGCUCAGGUGGAGGAUUCCUUAGAUCCUCUUAUGCGAAGGAUGGGGAUUUGACAACACGAGAGUCCUUGUCUAGAGCGUCAAGGUCAUCAGCAUUCAGCCUAGAUCUUCCAAAGCCAUCUGAAUUUGAAAGAGCAGAUCCAAUUGAUGUAGAGACGGAGAUUAUGAAGAGAAAGGAGAUUAAAAACAUAUACAUGCAGCAGUAUUUGGCCAACAGGAUCAAAGAACUGAUUGUCACCUUUGAUGCAGAACUCCAUCUCCUGAGACACCAGAAACUGAAACUAGACAUUCAGAUGAAAUUAUCUGACCUGAACCAUGUCACAUUAUUUCAAGAAAUGAUGCUCCUCAAGAAUUUUGAAAAACAGGAGAACAUACUUCAAGAGCGUGUUAAUUCAUUAGACAAAGAGGAACAGGAGAUGCAAUGGAGAAUAAAUGAAUCUAUGAAGGAGAUGGAAGAGAAAAAGAAUGAAAUCACCAGGCUCCAGGACCAAGAAAAGGCACUCUAUGCUAGUUUUCAAGCAGCCGUUGGAGAAAACAAAUUUGCUAACUUCCUCAUGAAGGUCCUAAAGAAAAGGAUAAAACGGGUGAAGAAAAAAGAAGUCGAAGGAGAUGCUGAAGAAGAUGAGGAAAGUGAGGAAUCAAGUGAGGAGGAAUCCAGCUUGGAGAGUGAUGAAAAUGAGUCUGGAUCUGAAGAUGAUGUUUUGGAUGAUUCUUUCUGCCCAUCAGAUUGCGAUGUGAGUCUUUAUGAACUGGCACUUCAACUGCGAGAGAAAAGGCUCGACAUUGAGGAGGCCUUAGUUGAAGAGAAGAAAAUUCUUGAUAACCUCAAAAAGGAAUAUGAUACAUUGUCCAAAAAAGUCAAAAUUGUGGCGAAUAAUCUGAACGCAGCAGAGGAGGACCUGGAGGCCUAUCAGCGAGAGAAGCAGCAGCAGCUGAAUGAAAUUCUGGUUGUGAUUCCGCUCAAGCUCCACCAGAUAGAGUAUGUGAUAUUUGGAGAAAUACCGACGGACCUUUCUGGAACGCUGGUUUUUUCUAACCACUCCUUGAGUCGGCUCCAAGGCCGCAUCGUGCAGCUCCAGGAGGAGAACUCCAAGCAGCAGAAACUCAACAAAGAGUGGCGGGAGAGACGGAAGCAGCUUAUUCGGGAAAAGAGAGAGAUGGCGAAAACUAUAAACAAAAUGGAAGAAACAGUCCGCGAUCUGAUGAUCAGCAAGUUUGGCCGCGUGAUAGACCUCGCAGCUCUUCAGACCCUCUCUGUGAACACAACACUUGAGGAGCUCAGGAUCAAGAAACUUCGAAAGGAGAUAACGAAUGCCAGGGAAAUAAAGCAGUGGGAGGAAAAGAUUGCUCAAGUGCGCUGGGAACUGAUGAUGAAGACAAAAGAACACACCAGAAAGCUCCACCAGAUGAAUGAUCUAUGUAUUGAAAAGAAGAAGCUCGAUUCUCGGUUGAACACGCUCCAGAACCAGCAGGGCAAUGCCUUCCAGGGCCCUCGGAGAGCAGAUAUUAUGGCAAGAGAGAAGGUCACUCACCUGAUCCAACUCCAGGCGGAAAGGAUUUUGGCCUUAAAGCAAGAGAUUGCUCUUUUGCGUAAGAAAGGUGGCAUUAUCCUCCCACCCAUUAAGUUCCCACCGGAGAACAGAUGAAGCCCCUGUGCCUUUUACUUUUUUUUUUUGUCUCAAAUCCACCCAAGAUUUCUGACAUAAAUUUCCCCAGAAGUUGUCUCCUGCGACAGUCUUUUAUUUUGAAGUGAAUGGACCUAAAAGUCUAAAAUGAGAUCCAGCCAGGUAAUGCCCAACAUCUGUUAUUGAGCUGAGCUGUUUCACAUUUGUUUGGAACCAACUGGAUUGAAUGUGAAGUCUCAGAAGGCUGUGUCUCAUACUAAGAAAGCAUCUUUCAUAUGUCUCCUUUUAGGAUACUUGUGUUUGUGUUUGUUUUAUCUGAAUUUUUAGCCAUUGGCAAGAAAAGCUAGCAUUGAGAGUGUUAGCUGGUCCCUUUUCUGUUGCUGUUUAAAGCCAGUGGGCUAGAAGGUGAGCGGUAGCCUGGAUUUGAGGGCCCCAUGGAUUAGCUAAAUGAAGAUUGGGAGCAUUCGCCCUCACCCAGGUUGUGUCUGAAGUCACAUCUUAUUUCUCUUACCUGUUCGACUUCUCCUUGCCUAUCAUUUGCAUAUUGCUUAUAGUCCUUCACUUUCUUUCUUAAUUUUUUUUAAAAUUCUACUUUUCUGAAAGUCAUGUUGCAUCUUGAUGAGUUUUUCCAAUUUAGCUUUGGCUGGAAAAAGCGGGUAACAAUCUACCAGCUGGCACGCUACUGCUUUUGGCCAGCAGAGGGAGCACUUGUCCUAGACUGCCAUCAGUCCUGGGGCUUUCCUACCGUCUUGCUCAUCAAAUUCAUGACAAGAGUAAGAAGCCAGAUGCCUCUUAAUGAGAUUGUGUGUCUCAAGAGGCAUUUCAUCUGUAACUCAACUCUACUGAGAUUGAGAAGAGGCCUUGCAAGCUUCAGCCUCCAUCUAGUCCCGGGUAUGAGGAUCCUAUGGAUGGGCAGCAAGCAGUAAGUAAAUGUGGGUUUUAAACAAGUGGUGAGUCAGCUCCCCUGGCAGUGUGGGUGUAUCUUUGGAAAGAAGGGAAGUGAAUGUAUCAGGCACCACAUGUGUAGCGUAACUCUUAAAUACUUGGUCUUCAGCACACAUGGACCUCUACAGAAAUGAUUAGUUUCAUUCCUUGACCUGACCCGAGUUUUACCUUCAGUGCAGUCAGGAGGAGAACUGACUCUGCUUCUCCUUGCCUCCUGUGCACUGUCUCCCUCUUGGACUCAGCAGUUACUAUUGCAUCCCACGUUAAUAAAA
Molecule: messenger RNA, 3303 nt
Organism: Myotis davidii
Lineage: Eukaryota; Metazoa; Chordata; Mammalia; Chiroptera; Vespertilionidae
Product: cilia- and flagella-associated protein 44
Exons: 11
Source: RefSeq, a predicted model, not a curated record